This is a messenger RNA of Callithrix jacchus (white-tufted-ear marmoset), 2185 nucleotides long. RefSeq names its product zinc finger protein 485 (gene ZNF485). The record is from RefSeq and is a predicted model, not a curated record. Gene Ontology annotation, biological process: regulation of DNA-templated transcription. NCBI's taxonomy places the organism in Eukaryota, Metazoa, Chordata, Mammalia, Primates, Cebidae.
CGCCCGAAGCUGGUGCAUCACAGAGCGCGCGAGGCUUGCGCCCGGGCCGACAGAUUGAGCCACUGACAAGGCCGUCCCCCCGUGCUGCCAAAGGUGCUUGGCGUGGAGUUGGCUGCAGUCCAUGCCGGAUCCCAGCAGCCGUUCCCUUUCCUUUCUUCCCGAGCGUACUCACUUGGACCUGUCUGUCCACCUGUGGAGGGAGCGGGCAGAUUGAUUUACGCAGGAUUCUCUGCCCUUGCCUGGGAGAACAGUUCAGGAGACAGAUGGCCCCAAGAGCCCAGAUCCAGGGACUGCUGACAUUUGGGGAUGUGGCCGUGGCCUUUACCCGGAUUGAGUGGAGACACCUGGAUGCUGCUCAGCGGGCCCUGUACAGGGAUGUGAUGCUGGAAAACUAUGGGAAUCUGGUGUCUGUGGGUGAGGAUGGCUUUCUCCUUGACUCAGGAUUGACCUGCUGGGCAACUUUGUUUUCACAGGGGCUUCUCUCUUCCAAACCAAAACUAAUCGCGCAGUUGGAGCAAGGGGCAGAGCCAUGGAUGGAGGUGCGAGAGGCUCCAUCAGGCACGCGUGCAGUCCCAGAUUACUGGUUCGAAACAAAAAUGUCAGCCCUAAAGCAAAGCACUUCUGAAGGAUCUGUUCUGGGAGAGCGAAUGAAAAGUGUCAUGAUGGAAAAAGGCCUGGACUGGGAGGGCAGAAGCUCCACAGAGAAGAACUAUAAAUGUGAGAAAUGUGGGAAAGUCUUUAAAUACAACUCGUCCUUCAUUAGCCACCGGAGAAAUCACACCAGUGAGAAACCACAUAAGUGUAAAGAAUGUGGGAUUGCCUUUAUGAACAGUUCAUCCCUUUUAAAUCACAGUAAGGUUCAUGCAGGCAAGCAGCCUUAUAGAUGUGUUGAAUGUGGGAAGUUCCUGAAGAAGCACUCAACCUUUAUUCACCAUCAGAGGAUUCAUUCUAGGGAGAAACCCCACAAAUGCAUUGAAUGUGGAAAAGCUUUCAGAAAGAACUCAAUCCUUUUAAGUCAUCAGAGAAUUCACACUGGCCAGAAACCCUACAAAUGUAAUGACUGUGGGAAAGCCUUUGCUCAGAAUGCAGCCCUUACUCGUCAUGAAAGAAUACAUAGUGGAGCGAAGCCUUUUAAAUGUAAUGAAUGUGGGAGAGCUUUCAGGGAUAACUCAACUGUGUUGGAACAUCAGAAAAUCCAUACUGGUGAGAAGCCAUAUCAGUGUAAUGAAUGUGGAAAAGCCUUUAGGAAGAGCUCAACUCUUAUUAGUCACCAAAGAAUGCAUACUGGAGAGAAACCCUAUCACUGCAGUAAAUGUGGAAAGUCUUUCAGAUAUAGCUCAUCCUUUGCUGGUCAUCAGAAAACUCAUAGUGGAAAUAAACCCUAUCAGUGUCAUGACUGUGGGAAGGCCUUUACAAAGAGCUCAACCCUUACUGGACAUCAGAGAAUUCAUACUGGAGAAAAACCCUAUCACUGUAAGAAAUGUGGGAAAGCCUUUCGGCACAGCUCAGGCCUUGUUGAACAUCAGAGACUCCAUACUGGGGAAAAACCUUAUAAAUGUAAUGAAUGUGGGAAAGCUUUUCCCCAAAGUUCAGCCCUUAAACAACAUAAGAAAAUUCAUAACAAAGAAAGAGCCAUUGAAUGUAGUUAGUGUGGUAAAUUGUGCAGAGUAGUUUAUUCCUUCUGCCCAUCAUGGAGGAGACAUUAAAUAAAUUAUGCAUUUAACAGAAAUAUUCUGUGUACUUCUGAGAGAACAUCUCACUUGUGAGGAUAUUCAUUGUGAGGUUCAUACUAGUGAAAUAUUUGAAGAACCUAAAUGUAUGUCAGUAUGGAAAUAGUUAUAGCAUACUGUGUGGUGACUGAAAAGAAUGAGGUGGAGCUGUAAAUACUAUACAAAGCCAGGCAUGGUGGCACAUGCCUCUAGUCCCAGAUACUUGGGAGGCUGAGGCAGGAGGAUUGCUUGAGCCCAGGAGUUUGAGUCUGUAAUGCACCAUGAUUGUGCCUGUGAAUAGCCACUGCACUCCAACCUGGGCAACACAGCAAGACUCCAUCUCUAAAAAUAAGUAAAAAAAUCCAACAGUAGAAAUAUCCCCAUGAUACCGUUAAAUUAAAGAAGCAAGUUGCAGGAAAUCUAUAUUACAUACAAUCAAAAAGACCUGGAAAAAUAAAGACCAAACUUAACAGCAA